AUGUGCAAAUUUUUAAGGUUUUACAUUGAUUUAUGUUGCGGUUUGCUUAUACAAGGAGAUCAUAUGGACAAUAAGGCACUCCACUUCAAUCCUCGCUUCGAUGCAGGUGGCGGUUGGUUUUCUGGUCAGCCGGAUCGCCAAUUGGUUAUCAACACGUAUAUAAAUAAUCAAUGGGGACCAGAGGAACGAUUCACAAACCCUUUUGAGCCAGGAAAGCCAUUCCAAAUACGGAUACUUGUACUAGAAAAUUAUUUUAAGAUCGCCGUCAAUGGAAAACAUAUUUGUGAUUUUCCUCAUCGAGUUCCUGUCAGCGAAGUGAAGACGAUAUAUGUGGGCGGAAAUAUUCGUGUGGACUUUAUCGAAUUCCAACCUCCGGUACGAUUGAACGAGAAUGGUGAGCCGAUUCUGGUCGAGCAGAAAAAGCGAGAGGAAAAAGUUACGACUGUAGAGAGGCCGUUGAUGCCAUUCAAAUGGACAUUGCCGGCGGAUGUCGGUGGUUUUGUGAGUCCCCAGACAGUACGCUUCACAAUCACUCCGUUUGUGAGUGCCAAACGCUUCACUUGCAACCUGUUGGCUGGAGGAGAACAUUUCUUCCAUUUUCGAGUCGAUUUUCCUAAUACUGCUGAGAAAUGGGCUAAGGAAGCAGUUAUACGCAAUAGCACUCGGAACUAUAAUUGGCAGACAGAGGAACGACAAAUCACGACCUUUCCUUUCUCGAAAGGCAUCACUUCCGAUAUUCUUUUCGUAGCGUAUGGAUCCACAGUUGAUGUCGAUGGAUCACCAUUCAUUAAGUUUGCAUAUCGCUCAGGAGAUAACCCUGCGCUAAUCGACAGGAUCACGGUAGAGGGUGAUUGCGUUCUACAACGAUUUGUUCACAAAAGUUAA
This is a messenger RNA of Haemonchus placei, 885 nucleotides long. The record is from the annotation of a GenBank genome assembly. NCBI's taxonomy places the organism in Eukaryota, Metazoa, Nematoda, Chromadorea, Rhabditida, Trichostrongylidae.